Theileria equi strain WA is the source of this 843-nucleotide messenger RNA. RefSeq lists its product as hypothetical. The coding region runs from base 1 to 843 and encodes 280 amino acids. NCBI's taxonomy places the organism in Eukaryota, Apicomplexa, Aconoidasida, Piroplasmida, Theileriidae. The transcript has a single exon. The record is from RefSeq and is a predicted model, not a curated record.
AUGACUAAAAAACGUGGUUACAGCAUACAGAUUACGAAGGAUCAAAACUAUGGAAUGAUAUAUGUGGAAAGCGUUUCGUUUGGAAUUUACGUUAGAGUCACUCACGAACACUCUACAUCCUCAUUUUUUAUAAAAAGCGUCAAGUAUUACAAUCACAAACUCGUAGAUAUCAAAAUAAACGCAGACACCUACCAGAAGGUAAACGUCUACUUUUGGCAGGGAGAACCAAAUAGACCCAUCAUGGUUGAGUUAAUCAACUCAUACUCGAUUUCCAUCUUUUACAGGAAUGUAGAAUACAAAACAAACCUCGUCUGGAAGGAGGUAAAGACGAGCAAAUUGAUUAAGGCGAUCAGCUCAUACAUUCCGUCCACGAGUAAAGUCAUUAUAAACGCCAAACACAAUCGUUCACCGUACACCUGUUAUCUCAGUGAUAAGAGUAUAAUUGUAGAAAACGAUAGAGCUCCGGGGCACGGCUUCGUAAGACGGAUACACAAAUUCUGCUCCGGAGAAGCCUUCACCGUAAAGGGCAUAAUAUUUGGUUCCUUGUACACACAAUUCAUGCCUGAAUAUGAUGUAUAUAAGGUUCAUGUAUAUUUCAAGGAAGACUAUUAUGGAGACCCCCUGCUGAUCGAACUUGAAACUGAAAAGGAAUACUUUUACUACUACAUGAAUGAGGACCUAAAAGUGUUUAACUCCCUUCACUUUUUAACAUAUUUUGAGCUCAGACUGAUACUAAAAAUGCUAGUUGAUUGUGGCAGAGUUUACUAUGAAGGUUUAGACUCGGAGCUAAGGAAAAAGGUCUCACCGGUGGGACAUACUGUAGUCUCGGGCAUUAGUGAAUGA